Molecule: messenger RNA, 1716 nt
Organism: Penicillium canariense
Lineage: Eukaryota; Fungi; Ascomycota; Eurotiomycetes; Eurotiales; Aspergillaceae
Product: putative ceramide glucosyltransferase
Exons: 2
Coding region: 1-1716 (571 amino acids)
Biological process (GO): glucosylceramide biosynthetic process
Cellular component (GO): membrane
Molecular function (GO): ceramide glucosyltransferase activity
Source: RefSeq, a predicted model, not a curated record
AUGCUAGAGCCGACCUCGUAUCUCCUCGAGUUGCCCAUCGCCGAUGGCGCAAUGCCCGUGUCCGUCGCGGCGGGAUGGGUCGGUUUGAUCUGGUAUCUUACCGUGCUGACCGUAUGUGCCUUGGGGUAUUCUCAGAUUUGGAGAUACUUUUCGCGACAACCCCGACGCUCCAGCUGGGCUGAGAACCCCGACGCUCCUCACGUCACCGCGAUUCGGCCUGUAAAGGGCCUCGAGCCGCAUCUGUAUGACUGCCUAGCGGCCACCUUUCGCCAGGACUACCCGCGUGACAAACUCACCGUGUGUCUCUGCGUGGCUACGCGCGAUGACCCGGCCUAUCCAACCCUCUGCAAACUACUCGCCGACUUUCCGGAUGUCGAUGCGCGUGUCUAUGUGGAAGAGGAGGAUCCGUUGCUGCAGGGUAGUGGGCCUGACCCCUACGAGCUUGGACCGAACCCCAAGAUCCGGAACAUGAGCCGUGCGUACCGUGAGGCUAAGGGGGAUAUCAUUUGGAUCAUCGACUGCAAUGUCUGGGUUGGAAAGGGUGUCUGCGGCCGCAUGGUGGACACACUAUGCGGAACAGGAGCCACCCCGGGCAAGAGGUUCAAGUUCGUGCACCACCUGCCCAUGGCGGUGGACGUUACGGGGGAGAGCAAUCUGUGUAGAGAGCGACAAACCCUUCUCGAUGCCCGCCCAGAUGCUGUGGUCCCGAGGGUCGCUGAUCUCUCCCUGACAUUCAGCCGACCGGAAGACGGAUUGGCAAGCACCAUUGAAACGGGCGGCGGUCGUCUGGAAGAGCUGUUCCUCUCCUCGUCGCACGCCAAAAUGUAUACGGCUAUCAACACCGUUCUCAUUGCCCCAUGCAUUGUCGGCAAGUCGAACAUGUUCCGUCGCUCGCACCUGGACUACCUAACAGCCCCGUCACUGAAAAACCCGCACCGCCGCCUUCCCGGAGUCGACUUCUUUUCAGACAAUAUCUGCGAAGACCACUUGAUUGGCGACCUGCUUUGGCGCAAGAAAGUACGGGAAGAAAAAGAACUUGGUGAACGGUGGGGCAAACAUGCUAUGGUGUUCGGCGACUUGGCGAUUCAGCCCGUGGCCAACAUGAGCGUACGAGGAUAUGUUGCGCGCCGAGUCCGGUGGCUGCGUGUCCGCAAAUUCACCGUCCUCCUGGCGACCCUCGUUGAACCAGGCACCGAGUCCUUCGUCUGCUCAAUCUAUGGCGCCUGGGGCGUCACAAGCGCGCUGGCACCUUACCUCGAGCAGAAGGGAUUUGCUUUUGCCUCCAACCUCGCGACCUGGCCCUCUUUCCUUGCUUGUGUUGUGCUCAGCAUCGCGUUCUGGAUUCUAGUGGACUGGACUCUGUAUAUCAAGCUGCAUUCUGCAAAGGCCAUAGAACUAGAUGAGGACACGCCUGUCUUCGCACGGCCCAACCGUCGCUCUUCUCAAACCACACGUCGCCCUUUCCUACAAUGGUUCUCUGCAUGGCUCGGCCGCGAACUUCUCGCCCUUCCCAUUUGGAUCAUCGCCGUCUAUGGCGGUGUCACUGUGGUCUGGCGGGACCGACGGUUCAAGGUUGGAUUCGACGCCAAGGUCCGGGAAAUUGACUCAGAUAACGCGCCGCCAUCGGAGGGCUCAUACUCGACCGGGUCUGUUGUAGAUUGGUUUCCCGUUUCGCCACAGAGCAACGGUGUGACGGGGAAAGUUCGCCGUGACUGA